AUGGCUAACGGUCGUAUUGUCUGUCCUUACGACAAAUGGUGUUUAUUGCAGGGUCUUAAUCUUUCUGAUAUAUUGGUGGAAACAGAAAAGCGCGGGUCAUCUUUUGAUGAACUGCUGACUAUUCCUGAACAGGAUGAUUGGAUAUAUAGUGAUGGGAAGUCAACAUCAUGCAUUGCUUUUGUCCUUGAAAUGUAUAAGGAGGCAGGGCUUUUUGAUCCAAUUGCUGACUCUAUUCAAGUCACUGAAUUCACGAUCAAAGAUGCUUAUACUCUAAGGUUUUUCGAGAAUAAUUCAAGCCGGCUGCCAAAGUGGUGCAAUGAUGCAGAUGAUGUAAAGCUUCCUUAUUGUCAGAUUCGAGGGAAGUAUCGAAUGGAACUACCCGGAUAUAAUUCCGUGGAUCCAUACCCCCAUAUGAAUGAACGAUGUCCUUCUAUGCCUCCAAAGUACUCUAGGCCACGAAACUGCUAGACAGCUUUGCUUCUGCCAGUGGUCAACCACUACUGUUAGCACAUCUAUCGUUUAGACCAAUUGUAUGCAAAGAUGCUCAAGAAUGUGUUCCAUAUCAGUUGUAAAUAUGGUAAUUAGACUGGUAGUUGAAGAUGUCAGGUAUUGGAUUGUUUUACAUGAUAAAUAUGGAAAAUUAAUGCGGAUAGAAUUAUGAUAUCCAUUCUUUUGUUCAAAUUUUUGGUUUUAUGUGGAGCUGCAACUGCAAAUUUUGCUUGUUUUAUGAUGCACAUUCGGUGAGUGCUUGUGGAAAAAGUAGU
Molecule: messenger RNA, 764 nt
Organism: Durio zibethinus
Lineage: Eukaryota; Viridiplantae; Streptophyta; Magnoliopsida; Malvales; Malvaceae
Source: RefSeq, a predicted model, not a curated record